Molecule: messenger RNA, 1477 nt
Organism: Pelobates fuscus (common spadefoot toad)
Lineage: Eukaryota; Metazoa; Chordata; Amphibia; Anura; Pelobatidae
Gene: ELOVL3
Product: ELOVL fatty acid elongase 3
Exons: 5
Coding region: 1-942 (313 amino acids)
Biological process (GO): fatty acid elongation, monounsaturated fatty acid; sphingolipid biosynthetic process; fatty acid elongation, polyunsaturated fatty acid
Cellular component (GO): endoplasmic reticulum membrane
Molecular function (GO): fatty acid elongase activity
Source: RefSeq, a predicted model, not a curated record
AUGAAUGCAGCCUGUAAGCCUAUACAAGCAGAUGGAGAAGGCUUUCCUGUGACAGACUGGCUUCAUUCAUCUGGUAGCAAGGCAAGUGUGCACACUCCAUCUGAAAUUAGUCCCUCUUCAUAUAUUGGGGGUAACCUUGCAGAGAUGGAGGAGCGCAACGUGUCUGUUCUGCAAGAAUAUGAGUUCGAGAAGGGUUUUGAUGAGCAAGAGGCUAUUGACUGGAUGCGGGAGAACUGGAGCAAGUCAUUCUUCUUUUCCUUUCUCUAUGUUGCUUUGAUAUUUGGUGGUCAACGGGUCAUGAAAGAGCGAAAAAGAUUUGAACUACGGAGACCGCUCGUCCUUUGGUCGUUUACUCUUGCUGUUUUCAGUAUUAUUGGGGCAAUCCGAACCAGCUGGUAUUUGGGGAAUGUACUUAUCGCCAGUGGUUUCAAGGAAUCUGUGUGUGACAGUGGAUUUUACAGUGGACCAGUUAGCAAAUUUUGGGCUUAUGCAUUUGUCUUAAGUAAAGUCCCAGAACUUGGUGACACUUUGUUUAUUGUUCUGCGCAAACAAAAGCUGAUCUUCCUUCAUUGGUAUCACCACAUCACAGUCCUGCUUUACACCUGGUACACCUACAAGGACACAGUUGCUGGAGGAGGAUGGUUCAUGACCAUGAAUUUCACUGUCCAUGCUUUCAUGUAUUCGUACUACACUUUAAGGGCAGCUGGGAUCCGUGUUCCACGUCCUUGUGCCAUGUUUAUCACCAUCACCCAGAUCUUGCAGAUGUUCAUGGGCAUUGUGGUGAACAGCCUGGUAUAUUAUUGGAAACAGGAUGGGGGUUGCAAAAGUACAACGGAAAAUAUAUUCUGGUCAAGCAUGAUGUACCUGAGUUACCUAAUACUCUUUUGCAGUUUCUUCAUUAAGGCAUAUAUGAAGGAACCAGAAAAAAAGAAAAAUGAAUAAACAGCCUUCGUUGAGCUUGACACGUGUCUUAGCGCAAAGUUCCGCUAUCAAUACAUUUCCAACUCAAAUAUGACAGGAAAAUAUACAUUUAUAUUUUUUAGAUUGUUUUUUUUAUUAUUUUUUUUUUAUUAUUAAGGUGUUAAAUGUUCAUAUUGAAAAACGAUAACCUUUUUUUUUUUUCUUUUAAAUAAGUACAAAUGCUUAAUUGCCAACAUUACAUGUGACAUUUUGGCAAGAAACGUCAAUCAUAUUAGUUUAACUAUGUGUUCAUAUUUGAAAGCAAAUAAGUGACUGGUGCAAGUAUAAAAGACAGCGACCGGAGAUUUUGCAUAAAUGCACUUGUUCUAAAUUUUAAGUUAUCAAAAAAGGCACUAGAAACCUCACUGACAAAUCCAGAUACCAUAUAGUUAAGGUAUUAAAUGGUAGUUUGCUUUGUUUUAUUGAAAUCACACUCAUGUGGUUUAACAUAUCAGUGAUAUCCUUAAUUUAAUGUAACAUAAAAUAGAAUACAGUGCUUCACUAUUUAAUAUUAUAU